CUAUUCUCAAUGGGAGAUCAAAUCAAACCAUACAAGCACAAACGCAGGCACAGGGUUUUUUUCUUCUUUUUCUUUUUUCUUUCUUUCUUUCUUUCUUGUUGUCUUUUAACUCAUCCUUCCUUCCUUUCUCUUCGUCCCAUCCUCAUCCUCACUCUCACCCCUCCCCACCUUUCUCCUCCCCCCAUCAUAUAAUGAAAAAAUGACGGCCCAAUUCAGUUUCAACAACAGCUGGUCCACCUCUAUGACCCGUACCUCUCGCAAGAAACUCUGGGCAAUCUUUUGUGCACUCUGUGUCUUCUUCAGCUUAUCUCUUUUCCAUCUCCACAGUCCAUUCUUCAGACAAAGUUCGUCAACAGCCGACAGCGUCUCUAACAAAUGCACGGUCCCAGAUGAACAACUUGCGGCCAAAAAGAAACUUGUUGGCAAGAAUUGGAUCGUAGUAACCACCAUUAACCCACCAACAGAUGCCAUGAAUCUUUUAUGCAAUCUCAAGGAGUGGAACGUGGUCGUUGUGGCAGAUACGAAAUCACCCAAAGAAUGGGAAUGCGGUUCCUGUGUGUACCUGACAGUCGAAGACCAACAAUGUCUAAAAUUCGGUAUUACAGAGGUGAUUCCCUACAGAGCAUACACUCGCAAGAACAUUGGCUAUCUCUGGGCUAUUCAACAAGGUGCCACUACAAUUUUUGAUACUGAUGACGACAAUCUUCCAAAUACCAACAUCACAUUCGAAUCACCCACUGAGAGUGUCAUCACCUAUCGCACGGACAAACCUGAAGAGAGAAGCGUCAAUGUCUAUUCACAUUUCGGCAGACCCGAUGUUUGGCCACGGGGCUUCCCUUUGAAUGAAAUUGACAUUGAACGACCUGUAUCAUAUCUUCCAUCCUAUGCUUCCCUCCCUGAGAAGGAGAGGAAAUUGGUGGGACCCCCUGUGAUGAUUCAACAAGGCUUGGCUGAUUUGGACCCUGAUGUUGAUGCCAUCUUCCGUUUGACUCAAGGACAGGAGUUGAAGAAGAUCAAGUUCUGUAAAAAAUCACCCUCCAUUCGGUUGUCCCCAGGAUCGUUCUGUCCCUUUAAUUCCCAGAACACUUUGUUCAGUUACGAUGCAUUCUGGGGAUUGUUACUGCCAAUCACAGUCUCCUUCCGAGUUUGUGAUAUCUGGCGCGGCUAUUGGGUCCAACGGUUACUUUGGGACAUUAAUGGCUCCUUGGGCUUCACCAAGCCCACGGUUGAUCAGAUUCGAAACGCUCACAACUAUCUGGCUGAUUAUGAGGACGAACUCCAACUCUAUUCAGAGGCCUCAAAGCUCGUCGAAUUCCUCGCCAACUGGUCAUCUCCCUCCACCAACCUCGGAACUCGUAUUGUUGACCUCAUGAAAGCCAUGGCAAAGGAGAAAUUCAUUGGAGAGGGAGAUGUGGAUCUUUCAGAACGAUGGGUCAGAGAUCUUCAAAACGUAGGAUAUAACUUCCCGGAUGUGACCCUUUACAACCGUCAGGCUGUCCGGAAUUCUAUCACUGCCAUCCAAAAGCCCAUUGUUUCAACCGAUUCUCAUCGACUUUCUUUUGAGGCCCUUAAUCAAUGUAAAGCAGACACAACAGAUCCGUCCAUGGCCAAGAUUCAAAUCGUCAAGGACAAACCGCGAACAGUGGAUAUUUUCAAUGACGUACUUCUGGUCGUCAACUUUAACUGGCCGCUCUACGAUGCAAUUGAGCCGUAUCUCUCGAUCUACAAGCCUCACUUCCCUAAUAUUGUCAUGUAUGGUCCAGACGUCCCUGAACAUCUCCAAGGAGUCGUCAGGUCUGUUUCACAUAAUGAAGGAAACAUUGGAUAUAAAUCUCUGGUGAUGGCGAUGGAGGAAUUCCCCAAUUACUCGGGCUAUCUUUAUACAAACGAUGAUACCCUUCUAAACGUCCAUCAGCUUGCCACAUAUGAUCUGGACAAAGUAUGGAAGCAUGUCCCCAUCUUGUCAGAAGAUCUUCGUGACCGAUCCAAACCACCACCAUACUCCUGGCACUGGGAGAGGCCAGGAACAACCGACAUGUGGAAUGAUCCUACCUCUUUUACGGAUAUUCAGAGAGAGCGGAUAGCUAAGUUCACUGGAAUCCCUGGACCAGCCGAUAUCAGAGCCUUCUGUGAUGCAGUCUAUGUUCCUGGAAGGAUUUCCUUGGAGGUCAAGGAUGUCCUUACGCGCUUCCUUAAGCAUGAUGUCUUUUUGGAGCUUGGAGUAGGGUUGGCGCUCAUUGCUGUAGAGCCAACAGAGAAUUGGGUGGACUGGAAGGAGUCUUAUCUGUGGUAUGGAGGUGAGCGAGAGCUAUGGCGUGAUUACAUGCAGCCUGGCGUGGGUAUUGUACACCCUGUCAAGCUCUUGAAAGAUCGAAAGGCUCGUGACGAUAUCAUCACUUGGAUGGAAUCUGUUGAAGUAGUGUAAAAAAAAAAAAAAAAA
Molecule: messenger RNA, 2440 nt
Organism: Lobosporangium transversale
Lineage: Eukaryota; Fungi; Mortierellomycota; Mortierellomycetes; Mortierellales; Mortierellaceae
Exons: 5
Coding region: 200-2425 (741 amino acids)
Source: RefSeq, a predicted model, not a curated record